CUAAAUUACAAUGCCACAACUAUUAACCUUUAUUUCUUAAACCUAAUAAUAAAGAUACUCCUUCACCUCAGGCACAAAUGGCAAUUGUUCAAAAGUAAAGUCAAUUGUUUUACACACACGCACAAAAAAUAAAAAAAGUCAAUAGUUUUAAAUUUAAAUGCGUAGUUAAAUAUAAGUAUUCAAUAUAAACAAGUGAUUCAAAUAUAUUACGUAGUUGUUGGCGGCAAAUUCUGACUCUCAAAGCAGCAGUUUUUCACAACGAUGGAUUCGUCGGACUUGCACGGUUAUGCACGUGUACUCAAUUCCUUAAACACCCAAAACUCAGUUCCGCAAGGAAAACAACUCCACCUUCUUUUCCUCAAAAGGGGUGUCCUGUUUUCCACUCUCACCAUAGCCAACCGCCUCCUGCAAAUGUAUGCGAGGUGCGGAAUAAUGGACGACGCCCGAAACCUGUUCGAUGAAAUGCCUCACAGAAACUGCUUCACUUGGAACACCCUACUCGAGGGAUACGCUAAGUCGGGACGCAAAAAUGAUUCGUUGGACUUGUUUUACUCGAUGCCACAUAAGAACGAGUUUUCUUGGAACGUAAUUCUCUCGGGGUUGGCGAGAGCAGGGGAGUUGGAUGUUGCGCAGCAGCUGUUUGUUGAAAUGCCAAACAAGAACACAGUUGCGUGGAACACGAUGAUUCAUGGGUAUGCUAGACACGGGAAAUCGAGGAUGGCUUUGGUGUUGUUUAAGGAUUUUUUGAAGUGGGAGACUGUCGAAAGUGGUGGCAUUUUGAGAUGGGACCCGUUCGUUUUGGCGACUGUGAUUGGUGCUUGUUCGAAUUUUGGAGUUCUUUAUUUGGGGAAGCAAAUUCAUGCUCGAAUGAUAAUUGAUGAUGUGAAAUCCGAUUCCGUUUUGGGAAGUUCGCUCGUGAACAUGUACGGAAAGUGUGGUGAUUUGGAUAGUGCUGGCCAUCUUUUGAAUGCAAUGGACGUUCCGGAUGAUUACUCAUUGUCCUCAUUGAUUUCAGGCUAUGCGAAUUGCUGUAGAAUGGACGAUGCAAGAAGAAUAUUCGAACGUAAAUCUAACCCUUGUGUUGUGUUAUGGAAUACCAUGAUUUCAGGGUACGUUGCUAAUUCUGACGCAAAAGAGGCCUUAAUAUUUUUUCGUAGCAUGCACAAGCAAGGGGUUGUGGGAGAUUAUUCUACAUUUUCGAGUACUCUGAGUGCAUGCAGUAGUAUUGGUAUUGUUAAGAACUGCAUUCAAGUGCACGCACAGGCAAAUAAACGGGGAAUCAUUUACGACCUUGUUGUUGCGAGUGCCCUCGUUGAUGCAUAUGCUAAAUGCGGGAGUCAUAUCGAUGCUUGCAAUUUUUUCAGCGAGCUGAAAAUUUACGAUACUAUUUUGCUCAAUUCUAUGAUCACUAUUUACUGUAAUUGCGGUAGAAUUAUAGAAGCGAAACGUAUCUUCGACGAUAUGAAAUUGAAAAGUUUGAUCUCGUGGAAUUCGAUGAUGGUUGGUCUGAGUCAGAAUGGUUAUGCUGUGGAAGUAUUACAACUCUUUUGCACAAUGAACAACGACAACAACUUAAGCAUGGAUAAAUACAGCCUAGCUAGUGCAAUUACUGCAUGUGCUGGAAUCGCAUCACUCGAACUCGGCGAACAGAUUUUUGCUCGAGCUACUGUCAUUGGCGUAGAUUCCGACCAGGUCAUAGCAACUUCCCUUAUAGACUUCUACUGCAAGUGCGGUCUCGUAAGAAACGGUCAGAAAUUAUUUGACCAAAUGACGAAAUUCGACGAGGUUGUAUGGAAUUCAAUGUUGGUGGGCUACGCUACAAAUGGAUUUGGAAUCGAAGCAUUGUCUCUGUUUCAAGAAAUGAGAAGAGUGAAUGUCACACCUAAUGAAGUUACGUUUACUGCAGUUUUAUCGGCUUGCGAUCAUUGUGGGUUGGUAGAAGAAGGGAAGAAAUGGUUUUACGUGAUGAAAAACGAGUAUUGUAUCAACCCUGGUAUUGAACACUACUCUUGCAUGAUCGAUCUUUUUGCUAGAGCGGGUUGUCUGAAAGAAGCAAUUGAUCUUAUUGAUGAGAUUCCUUUUCAGUCCGAUGCAACUAUGUGGUCAGCGGUUUUGAGAGGUUGCAUCGAAAACGGAGAAAAGUCGCUUUCUUUGAAAGUUGCCAAAAGAAUUAUCGAGCUCGAUCCUCGAAAUUCCGGUGCUCUUGUACAGUUAUCGGGUGUAAUGGCGUCUACUGGAGAUUGGAAGGAAUCUGCAUUAGUGAGACAGUUUAUGAGAGAGACGAGAAUUCAAAAAAAUCCCGGAAGAAGCUGGUGCAAUAUCUGAGAACGAAAAUCUGGGAUUAUUUUCUAAUGGUAUUCGUUUUAUUUCCUGGAAGAUGUCGAACUGUGGGAC
Molecule: messenger RNA, 2394 nt
Organism: Erythranthe guttata (spotted monkey flower)
Lineage: Eukaryota; Viridiplantae; Streptophyta; Magnoliopsida; Lamiales; Phrymaceae
Product: Pentatricopeptide repeat (PPR) superfamily protein
Biological process (GO): RNA modification
Molecular function (GO): protein binding; RNA binding
Source: RefSeq, a predicted model, not a curated record